Molecule: messenger RNA, 1773 nt
Organism: Cladocopium goreaui
Lineage: Eukaryota; Dinophyceae; Suessiales; Symbiodiniaceae
Source: the annotation of a GenBank genome assembly
AUGAAUGCCAAGUACAACAAGCCCUUGUGGAGGUGCUUAUUCGAAUCCCUUCCGGGGAAACAAGUGGACAUCAACAAGCUGGUGAAGCCCACGUCCAUUUGGCUGGAUAUGCGUCAGGACCGAAGGGACAUCGAUGCCAUUGACCCUGAAAUGGCAAGGUUAUGUGUCAAAGCUUUUGACUUCAAGACUAUGAUUUGCAAGAAAGAUCUUGCCGUCAAGGAAACCGAAAGGGAACACCAAGUUGCUAUGGUCAAAAUCAAUGCUGCUUCUGAUGCCAUGAUUCAGAUGCAAAGAAAGAAAGUUGAAGAGAUGGGGAGCACUGAUGUUGAAAAUUCGCCCCUCUUUCAGGUGAACAAGAACAAUAUCAUAGUCUGGAAGGGCAACAAAACUCAGGUGUUGGAAAAGGCAUUCCAAUGUGCCCUGGAUGAGCUUUGUAUGGCCGAGAAUGAUCUUGAGAAACACAUCGAGCACAUGAUCGAAUCUGCCUAUGCAAUCUGGGCGAAGCACAUGAACAUGGAACCAGAUGUUGGCAUCGACCCGGACUUGUUUGGGGAGCUGGAAGCCAUUAUGCAGACGGAGUCCACGCCCAAAGCUCUUGCUGCUCUGGCAAAUGCGGACCUUGGGCGCAAUGAGCGCUUGGAUGAUCAUUCGCAAGUCUGUGAUGGGAUGCAGGAUGUGAAUUUGAAUGUGGGUUCUGCUCCACAUAUGGUUGCCAAGACCAUGCUGCUUCAGCGAAAGGCAACCACUACUGGGGUGAGCGAGGAAGUGACCGUUGAUGUGACUAGUGAUCAAACGGAGUCCCAAACUGACUAUGACAAACGCAUGGCCAUCAAUGCAAAGAUGCGAUUUUAUCGCAGCCUGAACAAUCGUCAGCUCAUUGGGGAGCUCUUUGAAUCUUGGCUCACCUCUGGAGAAGACUGGAUGCAGAGCUCGAUUGUGGUCAAUUCUACUCGGUCACUGAACCACCGCAGGCGGGGGCGCUACAUCAUGAUGGAGUAUCGCAACCUCAAGACCCGCUUUGGGAACGGCGUGGCCAAACAGAUGCUGAAUGAGAAGAAACAGAUGGAGGAGACAAAGGAUCCCAACGACCCUCUUACCUACUGGAUGAAGCAUCCGGAUGUGGCAAGUGAGGACUUUGAGAUGGUGCGAGUCUUCGACUCCAUGGUUUUCGAGGAUGAGGUGACUGAAGCUUUGAACAUGGGCAUUUCAGCGACUGGUGACCUGGACAAGUCCCAAACCCGUCAAGUGAUGCAAGUUGCAGCUGGUGGUGAAAUCGGGAAGUUCCAGGCCUCGGGUUUGGGCGUACAGCCUGGAGUGACUUCUUCGACGCCACCACCCAAGGUUGAGAAGCAGAAGAAGGCGGUGCCGCUUUCAAAGCAAGUCACCAAUAAAAUCAGCUCCAGCUCAGCAAAGCUGACUGAGCUGAUGGCUUGGGAGGCAAAGGUCCAAGACAAUAAGGUUUUGUCUGAGACCCUGCUAAAUGGAUUCAAGAAUGAGCUGAAUGCCCGGAAGACUGCGAUUGCUACUGCCAAAACGGGGUUGGAGGGUGUCUAUGCCCAGAUCCUGGGGAAGAGUGACCCGGAGAUUCAGGGGGAUUCAAAGCUUGCAGAGCUUAUCCAGUCCAACCUUGCCAAUGUUGAGUCGGCCUUUACCUCGUUCAAUGGAACCAUCAAAAGCAUCAAACUGGCUAUUGACCCACCGACGAAGAAGGAACUGAAGGCCAAGGCCAAGGCGAAGUCUGUGGCUGCUCCCGAGGCAGCUGCAGCUGAGUGA